Molecule: messenger RNA, 1542 nt
Organism: Volvox carteri f. nagariensis
Lineage: Eukaryota; Viridiplantae; Chlorophyta; Chlorophyceae; Chlamydomonadales; Volvocaceae
Exons: 9
Coding region: 1-1542 (513 amino acids)
Biological process (GO): NAD+ biosynthetic process
Molecular function (GO): nicotinamide phosphoribosyltransferase activity
Source: RefSeq, a predicted model, not a curated record
AUGCUGCCUCUGGGAGUGCCAAUCAGUGUGCUGAGUGAUAGCUACAAGGCUACGCACUUUCUGCAGUACCCAAAGGCGCAUAAGAUGGUUGCGUAUGGUGAGUUUCGCCAGGGGUUCAAUAAAGACAAGGCAGACACGCGCAUGGUGUCAUACGGCAUCCGUUACCUGGUUGAGAAUUAUGUUGCGAAGCCCUGGACAAUGGAGGACGUCGAGAUGGCUGAGGCGUUCUACAGUCGAGAGGGCGACCUAACCUUACCAGCUGCGCCCCCUCAGACGCCCUUCUCCUCAGCCACACGUGAUUACCCGCCGCCACGUCCUGUGUGCCGAGCAGGUUACUUCCCUGUGAAGCUGGAGGCGCUGCCCGAGGGCACUUGCAUCCACGCCCGCGUCCCGGUGUACCAGAUCACCGCCACCGGCGAGUACAGUCCCCUCUGCACCUUUUUGGAGACGUUGCUGACCAUGAUCUGGUACCCCACCACCGUGGCGACCCUGUCACGGAAGGCGCGGGAUGUGGUAGAGGUGUCCUUCGGACGCACCAGCGACGGCGGCCCCACCAGCAGGCUGGUGGAGAGCAGGCUGGUGGAUUUCGGGUUUCGGGGCUGCACGUCCGUGGAGCAGUCCAUCAUUGGCGGCUGUGCGCACCUCCUCAGCUUCAACUCCUCGGAUACCAUGUCCGCAGCGUUUUAUGCACAGUUCAAGCUGAAUGGUGGGCGACCCGUGGGUCAGUCCAUUCCCGCCACGGAGCACAGCGUCAUGACGUCAUGGCCCACUGAAGCGGCUGCGAUGACCAACAUGAUUGACAACUUUGGCACUGGGAUAUACGCUUGCGUCAUGGACAGCUACGACUAUUGCAAGGCUCUGUCCGAGGUCCUUCCUUCCGUGGCCGCACACAAGGUGUCGCGAGGGGGGUACCUGGUGCUGAGACCUGACAGCGGCGACCCCACGGAGGCCGUGCUGAUGGCCCUAAACGCCGCUGACAAGGUGUUCGGCAGUGUCCGCAACAGCAAGGGCUUCCGGGUCAUCCAGGGCUGUGGGGUAAUUCAGGGGGACGGUAUCGACCUGACGACUAUGGAGAAGAUAUCGGUGGCUAUCGAAGAGGCUGGCUUUGCGGCUGACAAUGUGUCGUACGGCAUGGGCGGCGGCCUGCUCCAAAAGGUCAACCGGGACACCAUGUCCUUCGCCACCAAGCUGUGUCACAUCGUGUAUGAGGACGGCCGGCCCGCGGACAUCAUGAAGCAGCCGCAGACGGACACGGGCAAAUUCUCCCUUCCUGGUAUCCUGGCAGUCAAACGAGUGAAUGGCGUCCCCACGGUUUUCCCCGCCGACACGGCCGAAGUUGCACCCCAUGAGAACUUGCUGCGGGUUGUGUACGACAAAGGCCCGUUGGAGGGGGUGUGGGACGACUUUGACACGGUGCGCGCGCGCGUGGCGGCGGAGUGGAUGGCAUUGCCUCGCAGCGCCGACAACAUCAGCAGUUCGUUGAGGGAGAAAGUGCGGCAACAGAUGGCGCUGAGGGGCAAGGUGCCGGCAAUCGCGCGCUGA